AUGCGGAUGGCGUCGCAGCGCCGCUCCUCCUCGUCGCCGAAGCCCCGCGCCCCGCCGAGCAGCCCGGCCAGCAGCACGGCCAGCAGCCGGGCGCGGCCGGCCGCCCCCCCGCCAUGGCCCCCCGCCAUGGCCCGCAGCGGCCCCGGCCCCGGCCGCGCCGUGCCGCACGGGCCGGCUCCAACGGGGCGGGCCGGGGGCGGCUCCGCUAUUAAACAGCCGCGCCGAGAAACGGCCCAGGGGAGGGACGCGCCUCACGGCCCGGCCCUCACGGCGCCGCCGCCCCCGCCGCGGGAGCCCGCCCCGCGCAGCGCCCUCAGCGCCUCCGUGCAGAGCCGGACAGGGCAGGGCACGGGUCCUACCUGCGCUUCAGCCUGGCACCCGGGAGUUCCCCUCCGCUCCUGGGGGAGCCCCGACCCUCACCCCAAGCCCGAGGAGCGCACUUGCGCAGGCUCCAUCUCACCGCUCCGCGCAGGGUCCCUUGUCCUUGGUGACCCACUGCCUGCAUUCCCCUCAGAAACCCCCGGGAAUACCCGUCCGUGUCUCGUCUCCCCACAGCAGGUCCCCCCUCCUGUCCCGUGUGGGCAGUGCCCCUGGGAGACAUCGUCAUUACCCCCUGAGCUCCCACCGCGAGUGUAG
Messenger RNA from Melozone crissalis (California towhee), 636 nucleotides. Its product is annotated as basic salivary proline-rich protein 1-like. The record is from RefSeq and is a predicted model, not a curated record. Lineage: Eukaryota; Metazoa; Chordata; Aves; Passeriformes; Passerellidae. Bases 1 to 636 code for a protein of 211 amino acids. The transcript has a single exon.